Astyanax mexicanus (Mexican tetra) is the source of this 4180-nucleotide messenger RNA. RefSeq names its product SUV3-like helicase (gene supv3l1). The coding region runs from base 168 to 2468 and encodes 766 amino acids. Gene Ontology annotation, biological process: mitochondrial RNA 3'-end processing; RNA catabolic process. Gene Ontology annotation, cellular component: mitochondrial degradosome. Gene Ontology annotation, molecular function: ATP binding; hydrolase activity, acting on acid anhydrides; RNA helicase activity. NCBI's taxonomy places the organism in Eukaryota, Metazoa, Chordata, Actinopteri, Characiformes, Acestrorhamphidae. The record is from RefSeq and is a predicted model, not a curated record. The transcript is spliced from 15 exons.
AUCUGCGGGUCUUCUCCCCCACGUGUCCUCUGGUCCAGGCUGUAGUGGAUCAUGACCGACCUCAGUGUUUCUGUGUUCACCAGUAGCAUGGGUGCUAUACACUGAGGGAUCUGUACCUGCACCACACAGACUGCUGCCCCCGGAGCGUAGCUCCUCUCCCCGGCGUCAUGAUGGCCCUGAACCGCUGUGCUAGCCUGCUGCGCCGCCGGUCCUGCUCUCUGUUCCGCCGCCGCGCUGCUGCUGCUCCUGCUCCUGCUCCCAGCUCCGGCAGCAGUGGCGUGACUCUGGGCUUCACCCCGCCGCUGAGUCGCUCCACCUCGGACAGGACGCCCAGAAUCCCGGACACUUCUCUGUUCGUGCCGGUGGCUGUAAAGAGCAACGGGGACGGAGCGGUGGGAGCAGAGCUAACAAAGCCUCUGGAAAAAGGUGAACUUCUGAAGGUCCUAAAUAAAUUUUACAAAAGGAAGGAGAUGCAGAAGCUUGCUGCUGACCAGGGGUUUGAUGCUCGACUUUUCCACCAAGCCUUCGUCAGUUUUAGGAAGUUUGUCCUGGAGAUGAAUGCGCUUGAUGCCGAUCUGCACAUCAUUCUCAGUGAUAUCUGCAAUGGAGCAGGCCAUGUAGAUGAUAUUUUCCCCUACUUCAUGAGGCAUGCCAAGCAGAUCUUUCCCAUGCUAGACUGUAUGGAUGACUUGCGCAAAAUAAGCGAUUUGCGUGUUCCAGUUAACUGGUACCCAGAUGCCAGGGCUAUUCAGCGGAAGAUUGUUUUCCAUGCAGGUCCCACCAACAGUGGUAAAACUUAUCACGCCAUUCAGAGAUACCUGGAAGCCAAGUCUGGAGUUUACUGUGGUCCUCUUAAGCUGCUGGCCCACGAGAUCUUUGAGAAAAGUAACACUGCAGGUGUACCAUGUGAUCUGGUGACAGGAGAAGAGAGAACCUUUGUGGAUCCAGAGGGGAAGCAGUCUAGUCAUGUUGCCUGUACCAUUGAGAUGUGCAGUGUAACCACUCCAUAUGAGGUAGCGGUAAUAGAUGAGAUUCAGAUGAUCAAAGAUCCCUCCAGAGGAUGGGCCUGGACUAGAGCUCUUUUGGGUUUGUGUGCAGAGGAGAUCCAUGUGUGUGGUGAAGCUGCAGCCAUUAACUUUAUCACUGAGCUCAUGUACACUACUGGUGAGGAGGUGGAGGUCCAUAACUACACGAGGCUGACUCCAUUCUCCAUCUCGGAUAAGGCAGUGGAGAAUUUGGAUAACCUGGAGCCUGGUGACUGCAUUGUGUGUUUUAGCAAGAACGACAUCUACUCUGUGAGUAGGCAGAUCGAGAUCCGUGGAUUGGAAUGUGCCGUUAUAUACGGAAGCCUUCCCCCUGGCACAAAGCUGGCUCAAGCGAAAAAGUUCAAUGACCCAGAUGACCACUGUAAGAUCCUCGUGGCUACAGAUGCGAUUGGAAUGGGUUUGAACUUGAGCAUCAGGAGGAUAAUCUUUAACUCUCUGGUGAAGCCCAAUGUGAAUGAGAAAGGAGAGAAAGAGAUGCUUCCUCUCUCCACCUCCCAGGCUCUUCAGAUUGCAGGACGAGCAGGACGCUUCAGUUCUGUGUUUAAGGAGGGUAUGGUGACCACUAUGCAUAGGGAAGACUUACCUGUGCUGAAGGAAAUCCUGAGCAGACCUGUGGAUCCUGUGGAGACAGCAGGGCUGCACCCCACAGCAGAGCAGAUCGAGAUGUUUGCAUAUCACCUUCCUGAGGCCACGCUCUCCAAUCUCCUCGAUAUAUUUGUAAGUCUCUCUCAAGUGGAUGGCCUUUACUUUGUCUGCAACAUCGAUGACUUCAAAUUCCUGGCAGACAUGAUUCAGCACAUUCCUCUCCACCUGCGCUCUCGCUACGUCUUCUGCACCGCCCCCAUCAACAAGAAACAGCCAUUCGUCUGCACAUCCUUUCUAAAGUUUGCCAGACAGUUUAGCAGAGAUGAGCCACUGACAUUUGACUGGGUUUGUCGGCACAUCAGCUGGCCCCUCACCCCCCCAAAGAACCUCAAAGACCUGGUCCAUCUAGAGGCUGCCCAUGACGUACUGGAUCUUUACCUCUGGCUCAGCUAUCGGUUCAUGGACAUGUUUCCGGAUGCUAACCUCAUCCGAGAGAUCCAGCAGGAGCUGGAUGGUAUAAUCCAGGUUGGCGUGCGGAACAUCACACGACUUAUUCGGGCCACAGAGGCCCAGGCUCCCAGCCCAGCCCCUAAUUCCAAAACUCCUGGCCCGAAGCCCCAGUCACCCUCACUCAGAGGAGCUCGGGUCUCAAGAGCCCAGACCAGCAAGGAGGAGAAGGACAGGACUGUGAACACCUCGCUGAGCUCACGCCUGUUGCAGGAAGGACUGCUUACACCAGAGCUCCUGCAGCAGCUGCAGAAAGAGUGGUCUAAAGACAACAACUACAGUGCAAGUUUUAGAAAAGGAACUGCAACCAAACUGAAGAAAAAUAAGUGACACAGACUGACAUUAAAUGUUUGUGCAGGCUCCUAUUUAACUAGUACAUAGUGUCCUGAUGUGGACCUUUUUUUGAACUGAUAUGUGAUUUUGUUUCUGGGAAGCUACAGACUUUGGGGGAAAUGUCAAGAGAGUUGGAGCAUCCAUGGUUCAGAAUAAAACAGUUUUUAUUGGUUUCAAAUGAAAAUGUUAAAUUGAGGCUGAUUACACAGUGGCUGAUUUUAAAUGUAAGCAAUAUGCUUACACUAAACUUGUUUGCUUGGUCAUAGUUCAGGAUUCAGCCAUUUUUGAUGGUUAUUUUUGUAUUUUAUAUCAAAUUAGUCUAUGUAAAAGAGUUUAGAAGAGUUUCCUUCCAUGUAACAUGCAUUUAUGCUAGGAACUGUGUACCAUGUGACUAUCCUUCGUGUAAUUAAAACCCAGAUAUGUUCUUCCUUCUCAAAAAGAGGGAAUCUCAUAAACUCUAAUUCUAGACUAUAGUACUGAGGAAUUUCUCACAUGUGCCUAAAUGCAGAGUUUAAAGCAGCAGUAUGAAGCAUUUUUACUUUAAAAUAACCACUUCCUAAUCUGUUGAUCUGCCACUGGCCUGUAAUGGGGAGAGUAAUGCCACCUUCAUUGCUACUCGGGACUCAGCAUGCCAGAAAAUAUAGGACUAUAUAAUAUUAGUGAGGUAAUGAGUAAUAUUUGGGUAACAUACAGUAAUGUAACUUUAUUGCAGCAAUCCACAUGUUUCUUUAAUUUCAUAUACUGUAUCUCACUAAAGUUGGAUAAAAAGUGUGUCCUUCCUCCUGAGCAAAAAAAUGAUAGUUCUCCCAUAAUGCUGCUUUAAUAAUGUUUAAAGGCCAAUUUAUUAUUUAAAAGCUGGCCAAAUUGUGUUUUUUAACCGAUCUGAUGAGAUGUCCACACUGUUAUUUGCAAGUGAUCAGAUUGGAUUUGUUGCUCCUCGUGAAGUUCUAUAAUUGUUUGUUUUUUGAUGAUAUAGAAAAAUGGCUAGAGCGUCUAAACUGAGACACAUCUGUACAAAUCUGAUUGUUGUCACAUUUCAGACCACCUCCAAAUAUGUUGGAUCUGCUUUAAUUUAAUUUAUUUAUUUUUUGUUUGCCACAAAUCUGAUUUGGAAUGACAUUCUGAACACAGCCUUUUUAUGCAUCCAUAAGUAGUGUAAAAAUAUAUAUAUAUUAAUGAUAUUAAUGACCAUAAAAUGUAUUAAGAAAAAAAAAGAUCUUUAAUAACUAACAAUAUGGUAAAAUAAUGUUGAUUUUUGAGUUUUCACAUUGCAUUCAUCACUAUGUUUUGGCACAGAGACAACAUUGCAUAUAUUUAUUUUUUUAUAUACUAAACCAUCUCUUUGUAAUAAAACCAUCAGUGGUCAGAAAAUACUGAUGAUAUCCAUGAAACACUGGAGCUGGAUAAUGAGUGUCCUGUGCUUUAGUGUGUGUUUUUUUAUGUGGUGUGGAAGGAACAGUAGGUCAGGCUGAGCAGAGGCCUCCUGAUGUGGCUUAACACGGACGUGAUUUAGAACAUCAUCUUCUGUUUUGUGUUUGCUGAUCUUACCGUUUAGUCUGUGACUGUCACCAUGGCCACUGCAGAAAUCAUGCUGAUGAAAGCAAGCAACUUCACACACUGUGAUCUUACAGUUAAAUCACUGGUAAAAGUUUAACAAUGUCUAUGAUAUCGAUUAAUGAAUAAAAUAUAUUUUAAAUAAAUAUUUUUUU